Messenger RNA from Pyrus x bretschneideri (Chinese white pear), 1499 nucleotides. RefSeq names its product protein NDL1. Bases 98 to 1141 code for a protein of 347 amino acids. NCBI's taxonomy places the organism in Eukaryota, Viridiplantae, Streptophyta, Magnoliopsida, Rosales, Rosaceae. The transcript has 11 exons. The record is from RefSeq and is a predicted model, not a curated record.
AAGCCAGAGGCCUACGAUUUCUUGAAGGAAAGGAGAGAGAAACUCAGAGGAGGAUAGAGAAGAAGGGGCUGUUUGGGAGACGCGCAGAGUGCAAUUCAUGGCUGAAUCAAACGACGCCGUCUCCCUCGAUAUGGAGAAGAUCUAUCUCGGUGGAAAGGAACAUUUUAUUCGAACUGGCUGUGGUUCAGUGUCUGUUAUCGUGUAUGGAGACCAAGAGAAGCCUGCACUUAUCACUUAUCCUGAUUUAGCUCUAAAUCAUGUGUCUUGUUUCCAAGGGUUAUUCUUUUGUCCGGAAGCGGCUUCUUUGCUGCUCCACAAUUUCUGCAUAUAUCAUAUCAGUCCUCCUGGCCAUGAGUUAGGAGCUGCUUCAGUUUGUCCAGAGGAUCCUGUGCCUUCAGUUGAUGACUUGGCAGAUCAGAUCCUUGAGGUUCUCAAUUUUUUUGGGCUUGGUGCAGUUAUGUGCAUGGGGGUGACAGCGGGUGCUUAUAUCCUUUCCCUAUUUGCUAUGAAAUAUAGGGAGCGUGUCCUUGGAUUGAUACUUGUAUCCCCUUUAUGCAAAGCGCCCUCUUGGACAGAAUGGUUUUAUAAUAAGGUGAUGUCGAAUAUGCUUUAUUUCUAUGGCAUGUGUGGUUUGCUAAAAGAGUUUUUGCUUCAGCGAUACUUCAGUAAGGAGGUUCGUGGUAGUGUUGAAGUUCCAGAGUCGGAUAUAGUUCAAGCAUGCAGAAAAUUGCUGGAAGAGAGGCAGAGCUUAAAUGUUUGGAGAUUUCUUCAUGCAAUUAAUCGGAGACCUGACAUAACCGAAGGGUUAAAAUCUCUAAGGUGUCGCACACUUAUAUUUGUUGGGGAUAGCUCUCCCUUCCAUUCGGAGGCUCUCCACAUGACCUCAAAGUUGGACAGGAGAUACAGUGCCUUAGUAGAGGUCCAGGCUUGUGGAUCCAUGGUGACAGAGGAGCAGCCACACGCAAUGUUGAUACCAAUGGAGUACUUCUUCAUGGGGUAUGGCCUGUACCGGCCAUGCCAUUUCAGCGACAGCCCUAGGAGCCCGCUCAGCCCGUCUUGCAUCUCCCCGGAGCUUCUCUCCCCAGAAAGCAUGGGCCUGAAACUAAAACCGAUAAAGACCCGUGUUUCACUUGGCCUAUGACAAUGUCGGAAGACAGGCAGAAAACUGGAAACAGUGCAAAGGGAUGUUGGGAUUCGAAAUCUGCUUCGAUUUUUUGGUUCUUUUGUUAAAAUUUUCGUUGUUUAAGAAGGAAAAGGGUAGACGAAGAUGAAGCGUCCGGAGGGAGAGGGGAGAGGAUGGUGUAGAUACAGACGGGGAAGAAGAAUAUGUGGAUGUCAUAUAUAUAUUAUUAAGUAUAAUCAAAUGUGUUGUUAAAUAGUAGGAAGGAGACUUUCAUUCAUUCUUUUGUAGUCACUCAAACAAAUUGGAUUGACAUUUAUUCAUGAUGACGAGAAAUCAAUAACAAAGGGGGGACAACUCUUCCCAUUCAUUCACACAA